This is a messenger RNA of Fusarium proliferatum ET1, 891 nucleotides long. RefSeq lists its product as uncharacterized. The record is from RefSeq and is a predicted model, not a curated record. Lineage: Eukaryota; Fungi; Ascomycota; Sordariomycetes; Hypocreales; Nectriaceae. The transcript is spliced from 2 exons. The coding region runs from base 1 to 891 and encodes 296 amino acids.
AUGGAAAUCAAUAUCUUCAUAGUGCUGACCUGGUUCCUGGUCGGAGCUGUCUUCGCUUCACCAUUGGUGAAACAUAACAGAACUGGAGGACUGGGCGAAAAGCUCAAAGACAGCGACUUCCCUCGCCUUGAGCCUGUUGAUCAUUAUAGGGACGAUCCUAGAUACCCUCUUGAAUCUAGUCCCUUUUCAGCUCCAGCGACCAGAAACAGCUCCUUUGUGGCUAGGCGCAUCAUACAAAAGAGACCAGACACCGAAGAGAACGAGCCAAAGUUGAACCAGACUCGCCAGUCUGGAAACAAGACCGAACAUGAGUAUAAACCUCCAAAACCCGACAGCCACAUAUACGUCUCACUCGACAAGAUGGAAGUUUCUGAGCAUGAGAAGACUUUGGCCAAGGCGCUUCUUAAAAACUUCAACAAAACCCUGGGAGAGACCGAGAUAGAAAACCCCACCGACGAGGACAAGGAACACGAGGAAUAUGACAAUGAGAGUGAGGGCGACAGCGACAGCGACAGUGACGACGGGGAAGAUGCAAAGAAGAGGAUUAAGAGAGUAUACAGAAUGAUCCAGAAGCGAGACGAAGAGAAGGGGGAGGAGGAGAAGAAGCCAUAUCUAUGGCCAGAACACAACAGACCAAAGGUCUCCAAGGAUGGAAAGUUCAGAUAUUUGUACUCCAGCGAGGGAAAGCAAUAUGCUGUUGCAACUCCGCAACAUCUUGCCAACGAGGUCAGUGAAGACAUACAACUAUACAGCAACCAUGUUUAUAUACGCGUACGAUGCUCAUCCCUACAGACUAAUCGCCAUGAGAAGGCCCAGCAGGAGAGGGAGCAGAAGUUGGACAUUAUUCAACACGAGCUUCAGAAGGAAAUGGACGCGAAGCUACAGAAGUAG